Messenger RNA from Opisthorchis viverrini, 891 nucleotides. RefSeq lists its product as hypothetical. The record is from RefSeq and is a predicted model, not a curated record. Gene Ontology annotation, cellular component: neuron projection. The annotation marks the transcript as partial. Lineage: Eukaryota; Metazoa; Platyhelminthes; Trematoda; Opisthorchiida; Opisthorchiidae. The transcript is spliced from 6 exons.
GUCCUGUUGAAACGACGUGACUUCAGCUUAUUCAUCCAUCCAGUUUUGUUUGAAGACGCCGGGGAGUAUCGGUGUGCGAUCACGCUAAAAAAUAACGUGUACAUACGGACCGUCACUCUUAAGGUCCUCCCCCACGACCUGUUUCGCCCUUCUUGGGACUCAUUAAGUGGGCGCGGUCCCCGAGUUUUUGUCAACUUAAUGUUCUACUCCAAACCAAAUUGCACGAAAUUGGCGGAAUACACUCAUUUGCAAACUAUUGCUGUUGACACUGCUGGAGAUUACUUUAAUCGUUUUUUUCAUUAUUUCAAUUAUAUCUAUGUUAUCCAAGUUCCCCCAAAGAUCACGCGAUCACCAGUCCCAUUUCUCAAAGUUGAUGAAGGGGCGAGUCUGGAAAUUACCUGCGCUGCAAAGGGAUAUCCAAACCCUCAAACAAAAUGGUUCGUGAGCAAGAGAUCUCCAAACAUGUUUGCAAGACCAGAUCAACGGAACCAAACAUUUCAAGACUUGAUACCAGUAACAGAAAAGUUUUCUGAUUUUGCCGGGCAGAUUCUUUCUCUAAACGGUACACUUUGGAUCACCAAGUUACACCGCAACAUGAAUGGUUACCUUGUUUGUGUGGCACAGAACGGCGUCCUUCCAGACGACACGACAACGCUAGAGCUGUCAGUAAGAUGGGGCGAGAUGGCCGAAGUCCCCGAAUUUACUGACCGGAAGGUCCGUGGUUUGAGUCCGACCUCCGCCACUAGACUUCCCCUGUCUAGGCUUCGGCAACCUGGCAGUAUCCCAGCCCUCGUGCUUCCUUCGGGUAGCAUGGCAGCUAGGCACCGGGAGGGUGUUGCAGCUGAACGCUUUUUUUAUCCUUCAAAGGCUUCAGACUACGUUACACAGUAA